This is a messenger RNA of Drosophila simulans, 12226 nucleotides long. It is a transcript of the gene Strn-Mlck, whose product is annotated as myosin light chain kinase, smooth muscle. Gene Ontology annotation, cellular component: nucleus. The coding region runs from base 223 to 12168 and encodes 3981 amino acids. The record is from RefSeq and is a predicted model, not a curated record. The transcript is spliced from 22 exons. NCBI's taxonomy places the organism in Eukaryota, Metazoa, Arthropoda, Insecta, Diptera, Drosophilidae. Gene Ontology annotation, molecular function: protein binding; protein serine/threonine kinase activity; ATP binding. Gene Ontology annotation, biological process: positive regulation of apoptotic process; protein phosphorylation; intracellular signal transduction.
GUUUUCGAAAUUUUCACCACGUUCGGUGACAGUCGUGAAUCUUCUUUUGCAUCGAACGGACGUCUCACGUCCUAAAAAAAUCUCGAUCGAACCGUUGCGGGCUAUAUAUAUUGAUUAUCACAGUCAUACAUAUACGACUCGGACGGAUAAAAUUCUUUUCGGUUCUCAUUUACGAAUUAUAUCCUUCCAAAACCGAAAGAGACCGUACGAAAACGAUCCGAAAUGGGAGAAACCGAGAACGGAGAUAUCGAGCCACGGGCCUCCGCCGAACCGGAGGCGGCAUCCGCCCAGGAUACGCUGCAGGUGCCAACGCAAAAGAAGCGCAAGCUUAAGUCCCCAACCCCAGGAAGCCUUCGCGGACGCAGUGCCACGCCCAUUCACGGCCGGAGCCAGACCCCGUUUACGCUGUACAUGACGCGGCGCAGUGCCACGCCCUCGACAUGGCGCAGCAUUACUCCGUUCCUGAAGCGCGAGGAGAAGGAGAAGACACCGUUCGAGCUGGGAAGGGAUAUCAAGAGCCAGACCACCUGCAACAUCGCCGUCUUCGAUCGCGCCCUCGUUAUGGAUAUUUCCGAGCCGUUGGAUGUGCAAAAGCCCGUGCGUUACAUAACUUCCGAUUUGUCGGUGAUCGAUCGCGCUGCCGUAAUGGAUGUGUCCAACGUUGAGGUUAUCUACGUUGUGGAGGAAUACGAGGAGGUCGAGGAGGAGGAAAUUAUUGAGGAGGUCAAGCCAAAGAAGAAGGAGAAGAAGGCUAGGAAGCCGCGCGCCCAGCGCAAGUCCAUUGACAAGGACAUGAGUCCUUCCGGAGCCGAAGAUGGCGACGAUCUGGGUGACUUUGGCGGCGAUGACAGGGAGGACAGCGUUGACCUGGACGACGGCGAUGAGCCGGUGAAGAAGGGCAAGAAGAAGGCACCGCCCAAAAAGAAGGAGAAGAAAGAGAAGUCGCCCAGUCCGAAAUUGACCUUGAAACUGGAGAUCGGCGGUGGCCAGAAGGCCAGCAAGAAGAUGUUCGAGCAACAGCAGCAGCAGGCCAAGCCGCCGCCAAAGAAGAGCAAGAUGGUGCUCCAGAUGGAGGAGCAGGCAAAGGCGGCUGCCAAGGCCGCCGAGGAGGCAGCUGCGAGGGCCAAGCCCAAGGGCGAGACCUUUGAGGAGCGCCAGAAGCGUCUGCAAGCCGAAAAGGAGGAGCAGGAGCGCCUGGAGGCCGAGCAACGGGCCCAGGAAGAGGCUGAGGCGGAGGCAGAAGCCGAGGCCGAGGAAGACGAGGAGGAUCCAUCUGCCGUCGGCGAGGAGGGUGAAGAAGGCACUGAGGCCGGAUACGGAGAUGAGGAUCAGGAACAGGAAUAUCCUGAUGACGAAAUCGAAGCUGAGCCCGAAGAGGAUACGAAGAAGAAGGAAAAGCGUCGCGGCAGCGACUCCUCCGACGACUUUGUCCGCCCCGAUCCCCACGAGGAGGAGCGCUGGCAGCGCAUUGCCGCCGUCGAGGGCGAGGAGUUCAUGCAGCAGAUGCGCAAAUAUAGCCAGGCCAAGCGGAUCAGUGAGAAGGAGCGCGACGCCGACUGGCAGCGUCGCCGGGAGCAGGCCCGCAAUCCCAAGUUCAUCAACUUCCUGUCUGACCGAGCCGUUGAAGCCGGGCAAAGUGUGCGCCUGGCCUGCGCCGUGGAUGGUCCGGAGUUGUCGGUUAAGUGGUACCACAAUCGCAAGCAGCUGGAGCGCGAUGGAUGCCAUCGCAUCAUCAAUAACAAUAACAUUCUGGUGCUGGAGGUGCUUAACACCACCAUCUUGGACUCCGGCGAAUACUCGUGCGUGAUCUCGAACCAGAACGAUGAGACGAGCUCCUCGUGCAUUGUGACCAUCUAUGAAAUUUUCAAGGACGAACCCAAACCCCCCUCCAUUCAAUAUAUCAAAGAGUACUAUCAUUUGCGCGACGAUGAGCUGACCAUCGAGUGUCACGUGCACGGCUAUCCCCGGCCUGUGAUCACGUGGUGGCGCGGCUGCUUCCAGGUGAAGCCCAGCUACAAGUUCACCAUGCUGGAGGAGGCGCACGGUGUGUGCAAGUUGCUCAUCUACAAGCCGGGCAACAAGGAUGGCGGUAUCUACACGAUGAAAGCCAUCAAUUCCAGUGGCGAGGUGCAGAUCAACCACACGGUUGAGGUGGCCCGUAACCUACACUACCACGUACCCGGCAUCUUCCAUGCCCGCGACAAGAUCCAGCUAGACAGUUUGAAGCAGGCCAAGAAGGCCAUGGAGGCGGCCCUCAAGUCGAAGGCCGACUCCGACCAGAGGCGUGCGGAGGCGGAGGAGGAGCAGGCGCGCCUGCAUCCUGUCAAGGCCACGCCGGAGAGAUUGGUGCCCGCCAAGCAGAAGCUGGCCUUUGCCACUCAGUUGCGCGAUCGCAUGGCGCUCGAGGGCUCGACUAUUAAGUUUGUGGCCACUGUGAUUGGACCCGAUCCCAAUACCCGCUGGAUGAAGGAUGACAAGUGGGUAGUGGUCGGUGGCAAUAUCAAGAACCUGUCCGAGGAGGGCAAGGCCAUCCUGGAGGUGGGCAACGUAACAUCCGCCGACUCCGGUGUCUACAAGUGUGUGGCCAAAAACGAUCUCAGCGAGAUCGAAACCUCCUGCUACUUCAAGGUGUACGCGGCACAGGCGGAUGGUGAUGAAUCUGAACCCAUUUUCGCCCUACCCCUGCGAGAUGUGUAUCAUGCCUCGCAGAACGAUCUGAUUCUCGAUACGAAGGUUCGCGGCAACCCCCGCCCUGAAAUCUCGUGGACCAAGGACCAGAUACCCGUGGUGCUCGACGAUCGUGUGGUUCAGAUUGAGCACUUGGACGGCAUUUGCGAGCUGAUCAUCAACAAGCCGACGAUCAAUGACAACGGAAUCUAUGUCUGCACCGCCAAGAACAAACUGGGCAGUCAGUCGACCACCCACACGGUUGUCGUCGACACCACCCACACCUCGCGCAGAUCGAGCAUCCUGUCCGCCAUUGCCAUGCAGGAAGGAGGAGGAGGCGGAGAGUCAGCCGAUGCCAAGGCCAAGGGCAAGAAGAAGAAGAAGGAGGAUGAGCCCGAAGGUGGCGAUGGUGGCUACGAGCGACGCAGCCGGAUGCCGGAUCCUUCGCCCAAACAGAUGUUGUACUUCACGGUCAACCUGUCCAAUCGCUACGUGGCCGAGGGAUCCAAGGUCAAGUUGCAGGCUGUGAUCGGUGGACCCCAGCCGAUGAUCAAGUGGUUCAAGGACGACCAGAAUGUAACGUAUGGACCCAACAUUCGCAACAUGAACCGCGACAGCCUGGCGGUGCUGGAGUUCACCAAUGCCAAGGUGGAGGACUCUGGAACCUACUCCAUUGUAGCCCAGAAUGAGUCGUGCAAGAUCACCACCUCGGCCAUGCUGCAUGUGUACGAGACCAAGGUCAAUACGGAUGUGCAACCCGUCUUUAUUCGCUCUCUGAAAGAGACCUAUCACCUGAACACCAACGAACUGAUCCUGGAGACAGCUGUGCGGGGUCAACCUACACCGGCGGUCCAGUGGUUUAAGGACAGCAUUGAAAUCCAGAGUGGUGGGCGCUUCCAGAUCAUCGAGCACCAGGACGGCACCUGUGAGCUCAUCAUCGAUCGGCCGGACAACAAGGACUCCGGCAAGUAUGUUGUCAAGGCGGAAAGUCGCGCCGGCAAGAUGGAGAUCUCGCACUACGUGCUCUUCGAAGGUCAAUCCCAUCACAUUGCCGAAAAUAUCCAUGGUGUGUUCCAUGCGGACAAGAGCCUGUUGCGUCCGAAGGAGGUGGAGAAACCGGUGGAGAAGAAGCCGGCUCCUGCUGCCGAACCGGAAUCCGAGGCUGAGGAUGGCAAGGCGAAGAGACGUGCCAAGAAGGAGGAGGACGAUGGAGCAUCCUCGGCCUAUGCCACUGACUACGCCUCCGAUACCGCCAGCUUGUCAAGCAAGCGUCGCGAGAAGAACAUUGCGAUCCACUUCAGCACCUCGAUGAGAGAUCGCGUGGUGGCCGAGGGAUCCAAGGUUAAGAUUUCAUGCUUCCUGGAGGCCAAGGAGCCGCAGGUCAAGUGGUUCAAGGACGGCGAGCAGAUCCAAAACUCACCCAAGAUCAGGGGUAGGUACAGUGAGGGUCUGUGUCUGUUGGAGGUCAUGAGCGCCACAGCGGAGGACAACGGAGAGUACAAAUGCUGGGGUCGCGACGAGACUGGAGAAGCAUCCACCUCAUGCCGACUGGAGGUUUACGAGAAUCCCGGCACUGGUGAUGUUCCACCCACCUUUACGCGCAACAUCAAGGACACGAUGCACGGCAAGAUCAACGAGCUGCAGCUGGACGUCCAUGUGCGCGGUCUGCCCACGCCCGCAGUUACGUGGGUGAAGGAUGGCGUCAAGAUUGAGAACAGCGACAAGUACCAGCAGGUUGACCACGAUGACGGCACCUGUGAGCUGUUCAUCAGUCGCCCGAAGGCUUCGGAUAGCGGCAAGUACGUUUGCCAGGCUGAGAAUCGCGAGGGCAAGACCGAGAUUGUCCACAUGAUCACAGUGGAGCCACGUGUGAGGGCACCUCGCAUCUCGCCGCCGAGGGAGGGCAGACCUCCACGUCCGACCGGCGAUGAGGAAGCACCCGCUGCUGGAGAGGAAGGAGCCGAAGGCGCCGCUGAAGGUGAGGGUGGCGAGAAGCGCCGCAGGAAGCCCAAACCGGAUGAGGAGGAGCAAACGAGCUCCAGACGCGAGGUACCACCGCCACCGGAUCUAAGAAAGCGUUUGUACUUCCGCAACUUCCUGUCCAACCGAACCGUGAAAUCGGGCAGCAACGUCAAGUGGAUGGUGAACAUCGAUGGUCCGGAGCCAACUGCCAAGUGGUUCUUUGGUGACCAACCGAUCGCCUUCGGACCGAGGAGCAAGAUGUCCAUGCAGGACGGCAUCGCCUGGUUGAACCUCGUGGGCGUCACUGAGGAAGAUGCCGGAGAGUACACUUUGCGGGUCAGGGGUAGCGAAAACGAAAUCGUGAGCACUUGCAAUUUGUUUGUGUACAGCACGGGCAAACCGGAGGUGAUUCCGCCCACAUUUGUAGUGGGCAUCAAAGACACAUAUUCUCUCAACGAGAAUGAGUUGGUUCUGGAUUGCCGCGUACGUGGCCAGCCGCGUCCCGAAAUCCAAUGGAUCAAGGGCACGGAGCCCAUUGAGGCCAGCGAGAAGUUCAAGCUGAGCGAUCAGGCCGAUGGAUAUGCCAAGCUGGUCAUCGUGAAUCCCACAGAGAAGGAUUCGGGCAUCUAUUGGUGUGUGGCCCGCAACGAGGGUGCGGAGAACAAGAUCUCCCAUCAGGUGGACUUCAAGGGACGCCAGCACUACUCGCUGGAGAAGACGCACGGAUUCUUCCAUCGCGAUCCCAACAAGCCGCACUUCCUGCUGCCGUUGGGCAAUCAGACGGUCUGCAACGGUGGCACCGUGGCCAUUUCCGCCGAAUUCAUGGAGACCAGCACACCCAUCGAGGUCAAGUGGCUUCGCGAUCGCAGGGUGGUGGAUGGACCCAAUGUCAAGGCCCUGGCCGAUCGCGGCGUCUACACGCUGACCAUCAUGAAUGCCGGUCCCGAGGUGGAGGGCACCUAUACCUGCCGCGCCUCCAAUGCCUUUGGUCGCAUCGAAUCCAAUGUCAACGUCGAUGUGGCCGUCGGAGCCGAGAAGGAUGAGCGUCCUCCGCUGUUCCUCUCGCGACCGGACACCGAAAUGAAGAUCGCUGUCGGUGAUCCCUUCUCGCUGUCCUUCCGCAUUGCCGGCGAUCCGAAACCAAAACUGACCUUCAUGAAGGGCACGAAGGACAUUACCCAAUCGGAUCGGGUCAGCAAAGAGGUGUCCGAUGACUACACAAGAUUCUCAGUGCAGCAAGCCCAGAUCUCCGAUUCUGGCACCUACUUCGUGGUAGCCCGCAACAACUUUGGCACCGACAGGAUAUUCGUCACUGUGACGGUAAAUCCGCGCGCUCGAUCCGCGACGCCAACGCAACCACGCUGGGGUCUUCCCCUGGACAGCUAUAGCGACACCUCGUACUUCAGAGAUCCACCGGGUUGCAUUUCCACCGAGCCACUGGUCGUGGAUUCCGGACCCACCCACAUCUCGUUGUCGUGGGGCAAGCCGGUUAGUGCCAACUCUGCUCCGGUGAUGGCCUACAAGGUUGAGGCCUGGGUGGUGGGUCACGAGGGCGGAGCCUACUGGCGGGAGUUGGGUCUAACGCCCAUUAACUCCUUCGACGCCUUCAACCUGAAGCCCAACGUUGAGUACCACUUCCGAGUGACGCCCAAGAACCGAUAUGGCUGGGGACCCACCGUCCAGACCAGCAGUCCUCUCCAAGUGGGCGGCGUCGAGUGCCUGCCGGAGUUCGUCAAGAUCCUGCCGGGUCAGGCCAAGGCACUGUUGGGCUCCUCCUUCACGCUGCAGUGCAACAUGCGUGGAGCGCCAAGGCCCCAGGUCACCUGGUUCAAGGAUGGCAUUCAGCUGAGCAGCAGUUCGGAACGCGUCAAGAUCCGGCAGAUCGGUUCGACCUGCGCCCUCACCAUUGCCACCGUCAGCGAACUGGACUCGGGUCGUUACACCUGCGAGGCAACCAACUCGAAGGGCAGGGUUUCCACAUUUGCCCGCCUCCAAGUCGUCUCUGAUUCGAGAAUCUAUGAGGCAGAUUCACGUCUGAAGGAGAUCGCCCAUGGUCGCAACGUAGCCGAUGUCGGUGACUCGCUGCCUAUCUUCACCAUGCGCCUAAGGGAUCGACGCGUCCAGGUGACCUACCCAGUACGACUCACCUGCCAGAUCGUGGGCUAUCCCGUGCCAGAGAUCUUGUGGUACAAGGACGAUGAGCUCAUCCACACUGAUAGAAAGCAUCUGAUCAGCGCCGAGGGACAGUUCUUCACGCUGGAAAUUGCUGCAACCACGCUGGACGACAGCGGCACGUACACCUGCCUGGCGAGGAACGAGCUGGGUUCCGUAUCCUGCCACUGCACCCUGGUGGUGGACAAGGGCAUUCGAGCGUACAUCUCACCCGAUUUCUACGUACCCCUGGAUCCCUUCUAUAUAUUCCGCGAGGGAUCCGAAAUCCGCCUGUCCACAAAGGUCGAAGCCUAUCCAUCCGUGGGUGUCACCUGGCAUCGCAACGGAAUGCGCCUGCGACCCAGCCGUCGUCUGACCGCUACCUUGGACUCCAAUGGUUAUGUGGAGCUCAUCAUUGCCGAGGCCACGGUGCGCGAUGCAGGCAUCUAUGUGUGCGUUGCAUCCAAUGUCGUGGGUAAAGUGGAGACCAUCUGCCGCGUAGCCAUUGAGGAGGAGGAGAACAAGGCAGUGGUUCCACAACGAUCCCUGGAAAUUCCCAGCAUUAAGACUGAUGAUCUGCCUUAUUCCAAGGAGCCCCUGUUUGUGGUCAAGCCCCGAUCCAGCGAGGCCUACGAGGGUGACAACGUCAUCAUAUUCUGCGAGGUGGUCGGCGAUCCCAAGCCCGAAGUCGUUUGGCUGCGCGAUUUUCUAAAUCCGGAGUACUACAAGGACGCGCCACACUUCCGGCGAAUUGGAGACGGACCCGAGUACAGGCUGGAGAUACCCAGCGCCAAAUUGGAUUUCACCGGCACCUAUUCCGUGAUAGCCAGCAAUUGCCAUGGCGAGGCCAAGGCUGUAAUAUCGCUACAAAUAUUCGCUAAAGAUAUACUCAACAAAAGCCGCAUGGAUAAAGUGCACACGAGACAUGGCAACAUCGAGACCCUUCCCCGAUUCGUUCGCAACUUGCGAAACCUGCGCUGUUGCGAUGGGGAUGCGAUAUCGCUGGAAUGCCACGUUGAGGCCGAUCCGGAACCAUUCAUCAUCUGGGAAAAGGAUGGGCAUGUUGUGCCCAGCGAUCGAGACUACGUGAUGUCCUUCGAUGGGACAAAGGCCACGCUGAGCAUACCGCGCGUGUAUCCGGAGGAUGAGGGCGAGUACACGUGCGUGGCCAAGAAUUCGGUGGGCCGCAGUCUCUCCUCCGCCUGCAUUAUUGUGGAUGUGCCCGAGGAGAAGGAGAAUAUGCUGAGCCGUCAGCUAGCGCGUCCCAGUGGCCUGCUCUCCGCCCACUCCACGCCCCGUUCCACGCCGAGAUCCACGCCCGCCAGAAGUUUCUCUCCCCUGCGCCUAUCGUACCGCACCAGCAGCAUCGAUCUGUCCGGCGUGGCGGAACGCAGGCGUAGUGAUGCCCGGAAUGCCAUCACGGCGCCCAAGUUUCUCGCCAUUCCCUACAAUCGCGUCGUCGAGGAGGGCGACAGUGUGCGCUUCCAGUGCGCCAUCUCCGGACAUCCCACACCGUGGGCGACAUGGGACAAGGAUGGCCUGAUUGUGACACCCACGCCGCGCAUUGCCGUCAAGGAAAUCGAUGACCUACGCAUCAUAGAGAUCGAUGAGGUGACCUUCGACGAUGCCGGCCUGUAUCGCGUCACGCUGGAGAACGAUUUCGGGCGUAUUGAGGCCACCGCUCGCUUGGACGUCAUCCGCAGCUCCCGCUACUCCAAGUCGCCUUCGGUGCGCAGCGUGCGUGCCUCCUCCUCCCGCCGCAAUGCCCACUUGUACAGGCGCAUCAUGGGUCCAUCCACAGCAAUUGGCGGACGCAUGGCUCUGGCAAGUGGCUAUCGGGGUUCCUCGGUGCCCUCGGUGAGAUUCUAUCACAACGACGUGGAGCUGGAGGCCUCGGAACGAGUUCACAUCCUGCUGCAGGACUCGAUGGCCCUGCUCAUAGUGGACAAUGUGACGCGCGAGGAUGAGGGCCAGUACACCUGCAUCAUAAGCGGCGACCACGAUCCCCUCAUCACUUCCACCACCGUCACCUUCCACGACUCGAAUACGGAGAUUCCCAGGCGUCGUGCUGUCAUCACGGAACCACUGCCCGAGAUUACUAAAUCGCUGGAGGGCGAGGUGAUCGAUCUGUGCUGCUCCAUCGAUUGCGAUGAGCCCUACAGCUACGUUUGGUUGCGAAAUGGCGAGAUUCUGCCGGACAGCGAUGAGUUCAAUUACAUUGAUCACGGCAAUGGACGCCUCUGCCUGCGUAUCAACGACGCCUUCGACAUUGACUCCGGCACCUACAGCUGUCAGGUGUUUACCAGCGACAUCAACGACUCCAACUCCGACGCCACCUUCGACUACCAUUCGAUCUGCAGCGCCAUCAACAGCGGAUGCGAUUGCAGCAGCAGCGGUGAGCUGUGCGUCCUGGAGCGGGAUCUUCGUGGCCAGGACGAGGAGUGUGUCCAGCUGCUGAAGACGCCACUUCCGGUGGUCUGCGCAUCCGGCGAUGAAGCUCUCUUCUACGCCCGUGUUUUCCCCUGCGAUGCGGAAGCCGACUGGUAUCUCAAUGGCCAGCUUUUAGCCCAGGCGGAUUACUCACUUAACAUGACGUUGGAGUCUUAUCCCGAGAACGGCAUUCGGCUUCUGCGCAUGCGUGACGUGACCGCAUCGAGAAGCGGCGAGAUCUGUCUGCAGGUGAAGCAUCCCCAGGCGGAGUCCCGUCGAAUCCCGACCACACGAACCUACACCAGCCUCCUGGUACUGCCCGCCAUCCGGGGCAACAGCUCCAGUUCCUCGCUGGCGGCCAGAAGCUGCAUUUUGACACGCCCCGAGGACUGCACCGCCCUGAUCGGUGGACAUGUUCGGCUGAGCGUUCGCUACGAGCCAUUCCCGGGCACCAAAGUCAUCUGGUACAAGGCGUGUCAUCCCAUUGUGGAGAGCUCCAAUGUGACGAUCCGGACGACGAGCCAACAGUCGACGCUCUACAUCACGGACAUCUCGGCGGACGACAGCGGCAAGUAUACGGUUGAGGUGAUGAACGACUAUGGCGUGGAGGCAGCCGCUGCCUCGGUGGCAGUGGAAGGUCCUCCGGAGCCACCAAGUGGCCAGCCCAGUGUAUCGCUGGGUCCAGAUCGCGUGGCAGUGGCCUGGUGUGGUCCACCCUACGACGGUGGCUGUAUGAUCACAGGUUUUAUCAUUGAGAUGCAGACCAUUGGCGAUGGGAACUGCGAUGAGGACAGCUGGCAGCAGGUGACCCGAGUGGUGGACAGCUUAGCGUACACCGUCAAGAACCUCCAGCCGCAGAGGCAGUACCGAUUCAGAGUGCGUGCCGAGAAUAUCCAUGGACGCAGUGCACCCGGCCAGGCCAGCGAACUGGUACAGAUAACCAAUACGCCGCAGAGGAGCACCUCGUCUGAUGCCAGCGAUCGUUUCGGACGGGCGACAGUUAGCGUGCAGUCUGGUGGAGAUUUCAAAUCCCGCUUCGAGAUCAUCGAGGAGCUGGGCAAGGGACGAUUUGGCAUCGUUUACAAGGUGCAGGAACGCGGUCAGCCGGAGCAGCUGCUGGCCGCCAAGGUGAUUAAGUGCAUCAAGUCGCAGGAUCGGCAGAAGGUGCUCGAGGAGAUCUCCAUCAUGCGCGCACUGCAGCAUCCCAAGCUCCUCCAGCUGGCUGCCUCCUUCGAAAGUCCCAGGGAGAUUGUCAUGGUGAUGGAGUACAUCACUGGCGGAGAACUAUUCGAACGUGUGGUGGCUGACGACUUCACCUUGACCGAAAUGGACUGCAUCCUGUUCCUGCGACAGGUUUGCGAUGGCGUGGCCUACAUGCACGGCCAGAGUGUGGUGCAUCUCGAUCUGAAACCGGAGAACAUAAUGUGCCAUACGCGCACUAGCCACCAGAUCAAGAUCAUUGACUUUGGACUGGCCCAACGACUGGAUACGAAAGCACCCGUCCGGGUUCUCUUUGGAACGCCCGAGUUUAUACCACCAGAGAUCAUUAGCUACGAGCCCAUAGGUUUCAAGUCCGACAUGUGGAGUGUGGGCGUCAUUUGCUACGUGCUACUCUCGGGUCUGUCGCCUUUCAUGGGCGAUACCGAUGUGGAAACCUUCUCGAAUAUAACUAGAGCGGAUUACGACUACGAUGACGAGGCCUUCGACUGCGUUUCGCAAGAGGCCAAGGAUUUCAUCUCGCAGCUACUGGUCCACCGGAAGGAGGACCGCCUGACCGCCCAGCAAUGCCUGGAGUCCAAGUGGCUGAGCCAACGACCAGACGAUAGUCUCAGCAAUAACAAGAUCUGCACGGAUAAGCUGAAGAAGUUCAUCAUUCGGCGCAAGUGGCAGAAAACCGGAAAUGCCAUCCGUGCACUGGGUCGCAUGGCCAAUCUGUCGGUGUCGCGAAGAAACUCAGCCAUUGCCAUGGGAGUACUGAGCAGUCCAAGGCCAUCGAUAUCGGGUCUGGGCAUGCUGACCGCCAGUGCCAUUGGGGUUGGAACCAGCUCCCAGAUGACAUCGCUCCACGAAGAGGAGGACGACUUCAGCGGCGAGAUGCCGCCAGUGGAGAAGCGCACCGUUCUCAAGCUGCGAGAUAAAUCCCAGUGCAGUGAACGCAGUGAUUCAGGCUACAGUGAGUGUUCCAACUGCAGUGGAGCCCAGGAGACGCUGCUACUCUCGCUGGCCAAAUCCAAACUGGAGGCUAUAGCGAAGGCCAGCACUUUGCCCACGGUGGUGCACGAUACGGAGCAACCCGUUAGCCUGGAGCUGCCCACCAAGGGCGAGGCCAUCAUGCGCUCCGACUUUACCAACACCAUCAAGAUGCGCAAGAAGUCACUGGAGGACAGCGCUGCGCGGGAGAAGCCCAAGUCCAAGCCCCAGAUCAAGCCGCUCUUGUGUGAGUCCAAGCUGAAGGUGUCCCAGCUGAAGGACAGGUUCCAGGUGUCCCCUGCUCCUGCUUCUGCAUCUGCAUCCGCAUCCGCUGCUAACAAACCUCCGCUUGCCUUUGGGCCCUUCAAAAUAGCCAAGGUGGCGAGUGUGGGACGCAUCAGUAGAACAGAGGAGUCGGGAAGGAGCGGUAGAGGCACACCCAGUGGAUCCGGCAAAGGCAAGCCACCGCAGGUGCGUUCCAUGCCCAGCUCUCCGCUGCCCCAGCGAUCCGCCACGCCGACGCGGCUGAUGAGCCAACGUGUCCGCGAGGCGGCCGAGCGUCUUGCCCAACAGCACACGGUGGCCAGUGCUCAGCGGCACUUGGGCAAUGGGAGGGGCACCGGCACUGGCAAUGGAAAUGGCAACAGCAAUGGCAAUGGCAAUAGUAAUGGCAAUGGUAAUGGGAACACGGCGGAGACGAAUCGCGAAUCACGCGCGCGACGUCUCAUCAACCGAUUCAAUAGCGAAACGCAGCAUAUCACGUCCUAGUUUAAGUCGGUUAAAUGCCGACGAGCAUAACUUUAUUACAGAUAAAGCAGAUAUAGCA